Messenger RNA from Cucumis melo (muskmelon), 729 nucleotides. RefSeq lists its product as uncharacterized. NCBI's taxonomy places the organism in Eukaryota, Viridiplantae, Streptophyta, Magnoliopsida, Cucurbitales, Cucurbitaceae. The record is from RefSeq and is a predicted model, not a curated record. The transcript has a single exon. Bases 28 to 543 code for a protein of 171 amino acids.
AUUUCACUUGGAUUUUAAUUUUAGAAUAUGGAUGCAUUUUGUGCUUAUGCUUCUUCAUCCUCUUCCUCUUCUUCCAGCUUCUUGGCUAAAAAAAAUGACCAAUCUGAGCAUCAAAUUGUGAAGAGGGAAUUUUCGACUUAUUCUAAUAAUAAUAACAACAACAUUCAUUGUGUUCGGAAGCCGAUGGCGAAGCCGUGGAAGAAGCCGGCGAUUGCACCACUGCCACCCACUCGGCCCAGGGUUUACAAAGUCGACCCAAUUAACUUCCGGGGUUUGGUUCAGAAGCUUACCGGCUUGGCCGAGCUCCGAUCUCCACGGCUCCAAAAAAUGGCGCCACCACCGCUUGAUAUUUCCCGGCGCCAAGACGCUUGCUCUGCCGCCGUGGAAGACACGGUGUUUAAGGCUUCGCCGCUUUUGAAGGUGGAGAAUGAGGCGGUGGACGGUGGCGGCUUUCUUGAGCUCAAUUUGUCGCCCUUCAACAAGAAUUGGUGCUCUUUCCCUGCUUUGAGCCCGGAGACUCUGGCCAUUUUGGAUGCAAUUUAGAUUAUAUUUUAUUAUAUAUCUAUUUUUUUUGUUGGAUGAUGAGGGAAAAAUUAAAUUUUCAAAGUUGGUAAUAAUGUAAUCAAAAUAACCAAACAAAUACAUGGAGAGAUCAUGGGCAUAAGGUUCUCCAAAUUUGGUUCUAUAUUUAUAUUUGUGAAAGAAUAUUUAUGAUUUAUAUGAUUUUUU